AGCAGCUACGCGCGAGGCUUCUUCCCCUCCCCCACCCCCCAUCACACCGACCCAAAGGUCGACGACAAAGAUGGUGGGGGCUCGGAACAUGGGAUCCAAUACUCCCACCACGAGCGCUGUUCUCUUCCCCGGUGGCUAUAUAUAAGUAGCAACGUGGCGUGACGAGUGGGAAUAGACAAAGGAAAUGGCGUGCUCCUUCCCGGUCCUCGACUUGGAGAAGCUCCGUGGAGAGGAGAGAGAGCAGUUCAUGGACCUCCUUCGUGACGCUUGCGAGAAAUGGGGCUUCUUUGAGCUGCUCAACCAUGGGAUCUCGCAUGAGCUGAUGGACGAGGUGGAGAGGCGGACCAAAGCGCACUACGAGCAAUGCAGGGAGCAAAAGUUCAAACAGUUGGCGUGCAAGGCUCUCAAGAGCGGACCCGGUACGGAUGUCACCGACAUGGACUGGGAGAGCACCUUCUUCCUGCGCCAUCUCCCCGUCUCCAACAUGUCCGACUUCCCAGACAUGGACGAGGAGUACCGGAAGGCGAUGAGGGAAUUCGCGACGGGGUUAGAGAAGCUGGCGGAGCGUCUUCUCGAUCUGCUCUGCGAGAACCUCGGCCUGGAGGAGGGUUACCUCAAGAACGCCUUCUACGGAUCCAAAGGUCCGAACUUUGGCACCAAGGUGAGCAACUACCCGCCAUGCCCUCGCCCGGAGCUGAUCCACGGCCUGCGAGCCCACACCGACGCUGGCGGCAUCAUCUUGCUCUUCCAAGACGACCGCGUCAGCGGCCUCCAGCUUUUCAAGGAUGGCCAGUGGAUCGACGUGCCGCCCAUGCACCACUCCAUCGUGGUCAACCUCGGAGAUCAGCUAGAGGUGAUCACGAACGGCAAGUACAAGAGCGUGCUGCACCGGGUGGUGGCUCGGAGCGACGGCAACAGGAUGUCGAUCGCCUCCUUCUACAACCCGGGCGGCGACGCCGUCAUCUACCCCGCGCCCUCCCUGGUCCAGAAGGAAGCGGAGGCGUACCCGAGGUUUGUGUUCGAGGACUAUAUGAAGCUCUACGUCACGCAAAAGUUUCAAGCGAAGCAGCCCAGGUUUGAAGCAAUGAAGGCCACGGUUACAGUCACUGGUCAACCUACGCCUACACGUUAGGACACCACGACGUCUCACGUGGAGCUGCCACCAUCUAUUAGAAUGUGGCAUCCAAAUUGUGGAAAUAAGCGACGCACUAUGAAAGUGGCUUUUUUUAGUCUCGAGGGUUAUGUCGUCGAUCCAAUUUUCCACUUCUUUGCCAACACUAUUUUCUAAUUAAAUAUAUCAAUGUUGACUAAGGUCAUUUUUUUC
This is a messenger RNA of Musa acuminata AAA Group (dessert banana), 1324 nucleotides long. Its product is annotated as 1-aminocyclopropane-1-carboxylate oxidase 1-like. The record is from RefSeq and is a predicted model, not a curated record. The transcript has 4 exons. Lineage: Eukaryota; Viridiplantae; Streptophyta; Magnoliopsida; Zingiberales; Musaceae. Bases 185 to 1132 code for a protein of 315 amino acids.